UACCUAAUUAACACACUGGGUCCAAUAGAGGGUACCUAAUUAACACACUGGGUCCAAUAGAGGGUACCUAAUUAACACACUGGGUCCAAUAGAGGGUACCUAAUUGACACACCAGGUCCAAUAGAGGGUACCUAAUUAACACACCUGAUCCAAUAGAGUAGUGGUUUCCAACCUGUGGGGCGCACCCCCCUAAGGGGGCACGAAGGGCUGCCAGGGGGUGCGUAAGCACUUCAUAAAGUGGAAAAAUUACUUAGUAGAUGAUUAUAUAUCAACAUUAUUGAUUUUGAUGGAAUACAUAAUUGGUUAAGUAUUGAGAAAACAUUUCAGAUAUGAAUUAUGAAAUGUUAUUGUCUAAAUACAAUUAUAAUUUAUUUCAAAUGCUACUAAGUAACUAAGGAAUUAAACAACUAUAAAAGAUAGAGAGAGAAACGUGCUGUAAAUAUAAAUAUUGUAAUGAUUACCAGAAACAACGCAUCGUUUGUAUGGUUCCCAUUCGGUUCACGUCUCGGACACGUCAGUACUCCAGCUUUGGGAGUUGGCUGUGUGGCCACACCGCCACAGUAGUAUGAGGGUGCGGUGGUAAGACGGUAGCUCUGUGACCGUUCUGGACGUAACAAGUGCCUCAUAAAUAUAACUGUUAAUUGCAAAAUUACAAAGCUAAGGAAUAGUUUUGAGCGUGUGCAUUUGUUUAUUUCACUAAAAUUUUGAAAUAUGGAAAAGUAUUUGAUUAAAGGCAAAAGGAAAGCAACUGAAAGUGAACCUCACUCCAAUAAAUGUGAUGAAAGUAGCAAGCAUACGAAAACCAGAAAGUAUGACAACAGCUAUCUCGCUUGGAUUUACAUCUACGGUUGUUAGUGGAACGGAGAGACCUCAAUGUGUGUUGUGUUUAAAUAUUUUGGCCAUGGACAGCAUGAAACCAAGCAAAUUGAAGCGCCACCUUGAAACACAGCAUCCUGAACAUGUUGGCAAAUCUCUGGAAUUUUUUAAAAGGAGACUUGAUGAAUUUAAUAAACAGAGGCGGGCUUUCAUGAAGACAUCUACCACAGCUGCAAGUGCUUUGCUUGCUUCUUAUAAAGUUUCCUACAUAAUUGCAAGAUGCAAAAAAGCUCACAACAUAGCAGAAACCUGGGUAUUACCCGCUGCUAUUGACAUGGUGGAAAUAAUGCUCGAUGAACAAAGUGCCAACAAGUUACGCAGCAUUCCUCUUGCAGAUAAUACAGUUGGCAGAAGAAUUUCAGACAUUAGUGAUGAUUUAUGUGAUCAGUUGACAGAUGUACUUAAAUAUUCGCAUUUUGGGUUGCAAAUAGAUGAGGCUACUGAUGUAGUGAAAGAUGCUCAUUUAAUAACUUAUGUGUGCUAUAUAUCUGCCAAUGAAAUUAAGGAAGAUCUGUUGUUUUGUAAACCUAUUGUUGGUAGAGCCACAGCUGUAAAAGUGUUCAACAUGAUUGACAAUUUUUUCAAUGAACAUGGAAUAAGCUGGGAAAAUUGUGUUGGACUGUGCACUGAUGGAGCCCAGUCAAUGGCAGGACGACAUGCUGGACUGCAAGCUUUGGUGAGGGAAAAGGCUCCACACACUUCAUGGACGCACUGCAUGCUUCAUAGACAGGCACUUGCAUCAGGCAGUAUGAAUGAAGAGUUAGGUAAUUUGCUCAAAGAUGUUGUCAGGGUUGUAAAUUACAUAAAGAACAGUCCAUUGAAAGGAAGACUGCACAGUUAUGUAAAGAUUUUGGUGCUGAACACACUGCUCUACUGUAUUACUGUGAAUCACGCUGGCUAUCCCGUGGAAAAGUACUCCAUAGAGUGUAUGAACUUAGAAAUGAAAUUGCUACAUUCAUUUGUGAAAAUAAAAACAAAAAUGGAGACUUUUUCACAGAUGAUUAUUUCAUUAAAAAACUUGCUUACAUGGUUGAUAUCUUUGAGAAACUUAACCAACUGAAUCAGUCUAUGCAGGGGCUCCACAUGAAUAUUUUCGCACAGAGUGACAAAAUACGUGCAUUUAUGAAGAAAAUUGAGUUAUGGAAAAGGAAUGUAGAAAAUAACAGUUUUGACAUGUUACCAAACUUGCAAGAGUUUCUCAAACAUACUAGCGUACUAGGUGGAAAUGAAUUGUUUGCUGAGCACUCUCCUGGGGAAGUGCUCAUUUUACUUUAAAGAUGUAGACACAAGUGAUUACGAAUGGAUAAGAAACCCAUUUGGUGAUAACUCUACAAGCACACUGUCUACAGCUGACCAGGAGCAACUUAUUGAUUUGUCAUGUGACGGUUCGCUGAAACUUGUGUUUGAUGCAGGACCUUUGGAAAAAUUUUGGUACCCUUCCUUGUCAACUAAGGCCAUUGGCAUUUUAUUACGUUUUGUGACAUCAUACUUGUGUGAAUCAGGAUUUAGUUCAGUUGCUGUCCUCAAAACAAAAUACCGUUCUCGCUCAGUAAUAGAAAAGGAAUUAUGGGUCUCAGUUUCAUCACAUUCUCCGAGAUUUGAGAAACUCUGCUCAGAGAAGCAAGCGCAACCAUCACACUAGUAAAGGUAAGCCUAUACAUUCAGUCAUACAUAAUUAUGUAUUGUAUAAUUUUUUUUUAUCGCUGAUUUGUGCCGACUAUGACAGUAAAUAGCAGUAUUUAAACCAGAGUGGAGGGGGCGCAGGGAACUUGUCAUUUAACGAAGGGGGGGCGAGAAUUCAAAAAGGUUGGAAACCACUGCAAUAGAGGGUACCUAAUUAACACACCUGGUCUAAGUCAAAGCCUUACCACACCUGUACUAUCCUCAGGUGCAGCCAGCAAGGAGGCAAGCGGCUCAUCUGUCAGUGUGCGCCUACCAUACUCACAGCCACACCAACGGAGGGCCAACGACACCCAAGUCUAGCCGCAGGAACAAAUGUAGUGUGGUGACAAGUAGUGAGGUCACCACUGAAUCUGACACACCUGCUGAGCCUGACCUGGUGUCUUUCUGUGCUACCCUGGGCAACAACCGAGCCCUGAUAGUCCCUACCCUCUUCAAGCCAGGUCAGUCAUGGUCAGGGGAAGCUCAAAUAUUUCAGAACAGUGCAGGGAUUAUCUCCAACACAAAUGGAGACCUGCAAAAUGUACCUGUCUCCCUCUAUAUACCAGACAAGCAAUCCCUCAUAGGGUGGCCCAGGCAAAGGACUAUACUCUCAUACACGCAUCAUUCAUACUCUUAGUUCUGUCACCUCCUGGUGGUUAGCAGUCAUCUCGUAGACCACUCUGCUACACCCCAGGAACUUAGGCAUAGCACAUCAGGUCAUAUACUUGGAAAAUAAAGUGAAAAUACUUGCUCCUGACAAGCUUACAAAACCAAUAGUGCACUUGUGAACUCCUCCUAAACUAAGGAGAUAAAACACUGUUAUAUUAGGUGCCUAAGAUUGAAAAGUAGAUAGACUAAAGCACUUACUGUUUUGUGCCAGUUAGUGUGGAGUUAACACUUGGAGAUUGAGAAAAGUACAAGGGGAAGAGACAGUUCACUUCUUAGCCUGGUCUGAGUGUACCAUUGUUUGAGGCAGGUGUUAGGCUGGCAUGUAUAUGGAUGGACAGGAGAGACAAAGCAGCAGGAAUAUGGCUAGAUUUAAAAACCGUGAGGAUUAAGAUUGUUUUCAAAUUGAGUGGUAAUUGAAUGAUAAUGAGGUUGUUAAUGCCAAGUAAAUAGUGAGUUUCAAAAGAUUACACAUAUUUAUGAACCAGGGUGAUUGAUCAAAAUAGGUAGGCAUGUUCAGGGACUGACUGCCCUAUGUAGGGCUGAUGGCUUCUUGCAGCUUUUGUUGUUUUUGUGCUCUUAUGUUCUUAUAAGGGAAUAAAGUCUUAAUGAGUAAUGAUGGAAGAAAAAGACAAGGUUAGUCAUCAGGACCAAUAAACUGGCAUUGGCACUGGUGGCUCUUGGUUUGCAUAAGUUGUUUUACAUUAAUUAGUUUAAUGUGACUUAAAAUAUAAUAAAUUAAGCCCUUUCACUGCAUUAAGCAACAAUUUGCAGCAUUAAGAAGUAUGUAUGAAAUCUUUAUAAGCAUGUGCAAAAAAGAAGAGCAUGAAAAAGAAUAGAUUUUGCAAUUUUUGGUGGUGUAGUGUAGUGUUUGGGGUAGAUCAGCAACAGACAUGCCAGAGUGCUGAGUGACUGAGGAAAGAUUUGACAGACAGCAGGAAAAGGGUUCAUUGAAUUUACGUGAUCUUUUCACCUCGGCACGACCCGUCGCUGUGCUUACAUAAAUAUUAAGGAAAUUUGUUUCCUUUUUUUCUGCAUUUUUGUUGUUUCAGCUUUUACAUUUAAGGUUGGGGUUAAUAAACAAAGAUAAACUAUAUGAAUUAGCAUUAUUCAUUUAUAGGUUAGGUUAGGUAAGGUUAUCACAGUGAAAGGGUUAAAAGAAAUCCAUCCAUCCAUACAUAUGUUCCCUUAUUUACCCAUAUGUUUGCACCCCAAGCUGACUAACCACCACCCUGCCCACCAGACGGGGACUACCAAACUGUGGCUGACAUGGUGGGUGGCAGUCACUCCAUUACAGAGUCAACUACUAGUCACGAGGAAAGUUUGGACGAGGCCAGAAGUGCGUCAUCCCACUGCAGGUCACGGGGACAGGAACUGCAGGCCAGGCAGGGUCACCGUCCCUCCCACGGCGACCCGGAUUAUAGCUAUGCUCACCCUGUGAAGAAGCAGUACCUUCCCCCACCCCUCCACUGUCCUCCACUGACAGCAACAGGUGUAUGAGUUAGUGAUAGUGAGGUCACUGACAGACAGACUCGCCAAAUUGUUCAUUAGUAAAAGUUCCAUGGCCACUAAGUUUGUAAUCUGCUUCUGUGUUUGUAUCUUUCCAGCCUUUUUAUUCAUUGAUGUACACUUUUGCCUUUCACUGCUUCCUCCUGUAAUCCAUUCUAUAUCUUUAUAUAUUUACAUGGAAAGAUAUGUUUGCAUUAUUUGGACAUUCUCUCUCUCUCUCUCUCUCUCUCUCUCUCUAAUAUUGAGGUUCAUCUCUUGUCCAUAACAAAAGGGCAUUUCUGUCUGGUUCCUCAGGUUGGUUGACUAACCCUAAAGCUGCAGGGGUUUUCACACAUUUCUCCAUUCCAUAUGUCUCUACUCCUUUGUGGAAAGAUGUGUGUUAUUUAGGAAGCUCUCUUCUGUCCAAGUUUCUUUUCAUCUUUAUCAUCAUGUGUCAAGUCAUCCAGUUCUGGCACUAUCUUAGUGGCUGUUCUUUGAAUUCUUUCCAAUCUCUACAUGAAACAUCACCGAAUUAAUUAAGCUUAGCAGAAAUUAUGUGAUGUGCCCUACUGAUGCUGGUGUGAAGGCGAGGUGUUUGUAGUGAGCCGUGUGAUGCCUUCCCCAGUGCUGAAUAUGGAGAGAGCAGCCAGGCGACACCAUACACUGGAGUUUUCUGAGGAGGAGUGCGACCACCCCUCCAUCAAGCAAG
Molecule: messenger RNA, 5401 nt
Organism: Scylla paramamosain (green mud crab)
Lineage: Eukaryota; Metazoa; Arthropoda; Malacostraca; Decapoda; Portunidae
Product: zinc finger BED domain-containing protein 5-like
Exons: 2
Coding region: 779-1936 (385 amino acids)
Source: RefSeq, a predicted model, not a curated record